AUGGUACUGCUACUUCGAUCUUGUGCUGCCCUUGCGGCAUUAGUUAGUUGUGUUCAAACAGCAGCGAUUUCUAGGUCGUCGUAUGAAGAUGGAACUUCACUUGUGCAGCCGGUGUAUAAGCCGCUAGAUCUAGGCUCGAUCAAGCCGCUGGGAUGGUUUAAAGACCAGCUCGAGCUCGAGGCGGCGGGGCUGUCGGGGAAUAUGUUUGAUUUCUAUCGCUUCGUGCACGAUUCCAACGAAGCUUCGCCCUACUGGUUCAACGGCCUAGUACCCCUGGCCUUCGGACUAGGCGACGAGAGGAUUCUCGGCCAGGUGAAGUACUAUCUGGAUUAUAUCCUCGACCACCAACAAGAAGACGGGUGGAUCGGGUGGGAGACUACGCAAGCUACGAGGGGGCUUUGGGCGCGGUGCUUGCUUCUGCUGGGACUUGUACAAUAUGCGGAAGCCGAUCCGACUCAGACGGAGCGUAUCGUCGAUGCUAUGCAUCGCUACGUUGUCCUUGCACAUAGCAUGCUCCAGAAUAACUACACUGGCCUCCUGGUGCAUGGUAACGACACUUACGACACGGCCGGGUUUGGCGUAGGUCGGACGCACGAGAUGCACAUCCCAUUGCAAUGGCUCUUAGAACGCUACCCGCGGAACAACUCCGAGAUCAUCUGGGAGACUAUGGAACUCAUGAUCGAGGGAGGCGUACUGUGGGGAGCAGACUGGAGAACAUUUUGGACGGACGAAGCAUACCCGCAUGUUCUAUACGAAACAACACCUUUCAACCUGAGUUGGGUCUUCAUCCACGGUGUAAACAUGGCACAAGGACUGCGAUACCCCCUAUCCCUAUACCUCAACAGCGGGGACAAAGCCCUCAAGGCGCAGACCCGCAAAGCCGUCGACCUGCUAGCAGAGUACCAUCGUUCGCUCGCGGGCACGAUCCUCGCCGACGAGUACAUAUCCGAUCUGAAUCCCAGCCGGGGAGCCGAGCUGUGCAUCGCCGCCGAGGUCAUGUUCUCCUCGGCGUAUAUCUACCAGUACCUAGGCGACAACGACAUCGCCGACUGGGCCGAGCAGACUGCUUUUAACGCGUUGCCCGUGUCGGUCUCGCCGGACUGGUGGUCCCAUCAGUACGUCCAACAGGAGAACCAGCCGUGGUCUCGAAACCUAAGCACCGAUGACCUCUGGUGGGAUGUAAACUCCUGCACGGUCAACCACCCGCAAGCCUACCCCAAAUUCCUCGCCAACUCCUUCGCCACCACCCCCGAAGGCGGCCUAGCCCACAUCUUCCUCGUCCCCGGCACCGCCGCCACAACCCUCGGCUCCGACAACAACAACAACAACUCCAUCCUCGUCUCAGCCAACACAACCUACCCCUUCGGUCACACCCUCACAUACACCAUCUCCGCCUCCCAACCCUUCGACUUCUCCAUCCGGAUCCCCACCUGGGCCCUCCCCAGCCUCAGCACCAUCAGCACCAACUCCACCAACCCCCGCACCGGCGUAGCCCGCACGAGCAGCAGCACACCCCUCUCCCCCGACGACCUUAGCCUGCAGCACGUCGCCGUCCCCGCCGGCAUCAGCACCGCGACUCUCCGCCUAGCCACGGCCCCGCGCGUCGUCCGCCGCGCCAACGGCACCGCCGCCGUGUACUUCGGCGCCCUGCUCUACGCUCUAGCCGUCGAGCACGACGCCCUCGCCGUCGCCCCGGUAGACUACCGCAGCGGAACCGUGCUGCCGCCUUCGACGACGGACCCGCGCGGCCACACCCACGACUACGUGCUUACGCCUAAGCGCGGCUCCAAGUGGAAUGUUGCCAUCGACCCGACGCAGAUCCGCGUCGUGCGGAGAAGCAGCAGCAGAGACUCGAGCCCGAGCGCGUUUGAAGAGUACACAGAUGACGUCCUGGAGGUUAGUAGUGACGAGCUUCAGAAUCCAAUUUGGGAUUUGGGCGCGCCGCCUAUCGAGCUGCGUGUUGCUGCUGUUGAGAUAGAUUGGCCGAUUGCCAUGGACACGGCUGCGGAUCCGGGCACGUUCGAUGUGACGCCUGUGGGGAAGCCGUUUUACGCCCGCUUUGUGCCUUACGGCUCGAGUAAGUUGCACAUGGCCUUAUUACCCGUCGUCCAGCUAGAUGAUGUAGACUUCGACGCGUCGGACUAA
Messenger RNA from Daldinia vernicosa, 2145 nucleotides. RefSeq lists its product as uncharacterized. The transcript is spliced from 8 exons. NCBI's taxonomy places the organism in Eukaryota, Fungi, Ascomycota, Sordariomycetes, Xylariales, Hypoxylaceae. The coding region runs from base 1 to 2145 and encodes 714 amino acids. The record is from RefSeq and is a predicted model, not a curated record.